CUUUCUCUAGGCAGAACUAAACCAGUGAGAGCCCCUGGGUGUUUCACCUCAUUUCUGGUGGUCCUCUCUUUCCACAUCGCAGAGCACUGGAGAAAUAUGGAAAGGGCAAACCUGAGCCGAGUGAUUGAGUUUGAGCUCUUGGGCCUCACCAGUGACCCCUGGCUCCAGAGGCUGCUCUUCAUGGUGUUCCUGGGCAUGUAUGCUAUCACGCUGCUGGGGAAUCUGAUCAUGUUCAUCGUGAUCCACGUUGAGGCCACCUUGCACACGCCCGUGUACUCCCUUCUGGAGAGCCUCUCCUUCUUGGAUUUCUGCUACUCCUCCACAGUUGUCCCCCAGACCCUGGUGAACUUCUUCACCAAGAGGAAGGUGAUCUCUUAUCCCGGCUGCAUGGCUCAGAUGAUUUUCUGUGCGGGUUUUGCCACAAGUGAGUGCUAUCUCGUUGCUGCCAUGGCCUACAACCGCUAUGCGGCUAUUUGUAACCCCCUGCUCUACUCAACUGCCAUGUCUCCUGAGGUCUGUGCCUCUCUGAUUGUGGGCUCCUACAGUGCAGGAUUCCCCAGUUCUCUAAUCCACAUGAGCUGUAUCUUUAGUCUGAAAUUCUGUGGUGCUCACGUGGUCACUCAGUUCUUCUGUGAUGGACCGUCCAUCCUGCCUCCGUCAUGUGUGGACACUUCGCUGUGUGAAAUCCUGCUCUUCAUUUUUGCUGGUUUCAACCUUUUGAGCUGUACCCUCACCAUCUUGGUCUCCUACCUCUUCAUUCUCGUCACCAUCCUGAGAAGGAACUCAGCCCAGGGCAGGUUCAAGGCCUUUUCCACCUGUGCUUCCCACUUCACUGCUGUGUGCCUCUUCUAUGGCACAACACUUUUCAUGUACCUGCGCCCCAGGUCCAGCCACUCCCUGACCCAAGACCGCAUGGUUGCUGUGAUCUACACAGUGGUGAUCCCAAUGCUGAACCCCCUUAUCUACUCUUUGAGAAACAAGGAUGUGAAAGAAGAUUUAAGAAACGUUUGGGGAAGGAAAAUAAUGGAAUGA
Messenger RNA from Physeter macrocephalus (sperm whale), 1032 nucleotides. RefSeq names its product olfactory receptor family 5 subfamily AU member 1 (gene OR5AU1). The record is from RefSeq and is a predicted model, not a curated record. Gene Ontology annotation, biological process: G protein-coupled receptor signaling pathway; sensory perception of smell. Gene Ontology annotation, molecular function: olfactory receptor activity; odorant binding; G protein-coupled receptor activity. Gene Ontology annotation, cellular component: membrane. NCBI's taxonomy places the organism in Eukaryota, Metazoa, Chordata, Mammalia, Artiodactyla, Physeteridae.